AUGUUAAUCUAUGUUUCUGGCUUUUCUCGUCGACGACUACAUUUUGCUGUUUGUAUCCUCCUCUCAAUAUUUCUCGUCUGCGUUCUCCAAUCAGCUACAUCAAGAACUUAUGUUGACGUUCAGCGUACUAGAAAUUUAUUAUUACUUGCAGAAAAGAAAUCAUUUUGCUCUCAACGAUCUGUUCGACGUGGAUUCAAUCAACAUGUUCUGAGCGUUUCUGCUUAUGAAUCCGACGAUCGUAUUCAAUUGAAAAGUAACCUCACAUGGUUUUAUAUCGAAGUAUUUGCUCGACAAGCCAAGAAAUUUUAUCCAUCAUGGAUUGUACGUGUUUAUUAUUAUAAUUUAGUCAGUAAAAGUCAAGCUGAUAUUGAUAAUUUCGAACAACUGCAUGAGAAUGUUGAUUUUUGUCCAGCUGAAGAUUUACCAGUAUUAGGCAAUAUUAAAAACAAAUUACCAGGCAAAAUUCAACGAUUCUUACCUGCCAUUGAUCCAUUCGUUGGUGUGACACUGGUUCGUGAUCUUGAUUCUGAUAUAUUCGAUCGCGAAGUCCAAGCAGUGAAUGAAUGGUUAACAAAAACAGACUAUGCAUUCCAUAUUAUGCGUGAUAACAGGGUGCAUAAUAUUCCGAUGCUUGGUGGCUUAUGGGACGUCGCUUCCAAUCGAUUGUCUAUGAAAGAUCGAUUAACAAUUGCCAAUAGACUUUUACCGUCAGAUAAAGAAGAAGAAAUCGAACAGUUCUGGAAAUCUUAUUCGAAAAGAGGAGAUCAACUAUUCUUAGAACAUCAUGUGUGGCCAAUUGCUCGUCAAAAUGCGCUCGCACACGAUUCAUUUUCUUGUUUUUGGUCACGUUACAUCUAUCGAACAGAUACACGUCCUUUUCCAACCAGAAUUGAACAUCCAACAUGUUUUCUUGGAUGUCCGAAGCCAUGUUGUACAAACGAAUCACGAUCUAGGACAGACUUUUCAUCAUUCAAACAGUGUCCGGCUAUGUGUCGACCAGAAGAUCAUAAAGAUUGGAUAUUUUGUUAA
Molecule: messenger RNA, 1029 nt
Organism: Adineta ricciae
Lineage: Eukaryota; Metazoa; Rotifera; Eurotatoria; Adinetida; Adinetidae
Source: the annotation of a GenBank genome assembly